GACAUGUCUCUUCCCUCCACACCCAAGUCUACGUGGAUUAGGUUAAUAGACUAUGAUCAUCUGUUAUUUCAGUAGCCUACUUGUCAAGGCAUAGAGACAAACGAGCGGUGGGAAUUCGUGGGUUUGCUGUUACGACAGUGAGGGCAUUGCCGCAAAUGUGCCAGCAGGGUGAUAGGAAGACGGCAGUCGGUCUCGACACCGAAGCUGGAUUAAACAUCACCAUACUGGCCGAGGCACCGGAACGCGACUCUCUUCUGCCUGUUAACGCGAACACGCUUAAAGUUUCCCCGCACGGCUUUACUUUCGUGUCGAUUUUACACCGGAGUGACAUGGACAGCCCCAUGCGUCAGGGGUGACGUCACAGGGGUUUGCCUGCUGGGAUGUGUAGAUACUAGAAACAAAUAACAGCCCUUCGUUUCCGUAUUUCUCUGUUAUAUAUCGCUGCAGCAGUUCGCGAGCAUCACAGAUUUGGAGAAUGCCUCCAGCGCUUUAAUAAAAUCAAGAUUUCUGCUAUUCGGCGCUGUUAUCAUCUCAACUACGGGGGAGUUUUGACGUCUCUGAUUGAGGAAGUGGGAUGUGGCCAGGCUUGUAUUUUGUGUUGCAGAUUAAGAUGUGAAAAUGUUAGUAGGAGAGGUUUGUGAAUCGCGUUACACUGUAAUCUUAAGUAGGCGAACACGACUGGCGCUUGACGAUUCCUCGUUGGACUAAGGAAAUGACUCCUUUCUGCCUGCUUUGAUAUGCUGCCGGGGGUGGUCACAUGGGGCGCGUGAAGCGAAGAUGUGAAUUUUGAUGUAGAUGUUUUAAUUGUAUUUUUAAAGUGGAGCCAUUAGAAUUCAAUGGUUAAAAUGUCAACUCAGCACCAGAUAAUGGACUCAUCUCUAUCACUGGGAAGAUUGGAAAUAAAAAGCGGCGCGGGGAGUCAGGAGCAUGGCCUUUCCGGACCGAUAAAUGAGAAGGACGUGCAGGUUGGACUGAAGACACACCUCAAUGGGUGCGUGCCGCUCUCCCAUCAGGUGGCCGGCCAUAAGUACGGCCGUGACAAAGCAGGAAUGCUGCAGCACCCGGAUGGUACUGUUCUGAAGCAGCUCCAGCCCCCUCCUCGAGGCCAGAGGGAGAUGCAGUUCUACAGGAAGGUAUAUGCUGAGGACUCUGACGACCUGCUCUUGUUGGACCUGCAACAUUAUCUUCCAAAAUACUAUGGCACCUGGUCUUCACCUGAAGCGCCAACGGUUCUGUACCUAAAACUGGAGGAUGUCACAUGCAAAUUCAACAAGCCAUGCAUCAUGGACGUGAAGAUCGGUCAGAGGAGCUAUGACCCAUUUGCCUCCAAGGAGAAGAAGGAGCAGCAGAUCCAGAAGUAUCCUCUGAUGGAGGAGAUUGGCUUCUUGGUUCAGGGCAUGAGGAUAUACCAGGUAACCUCUGAUCGAUAUGACACUCACGACCAAUAUUAUGGACGACGUCUCGGGAAGGACACCAUCAAAGACGGGGUCGCCAAAUUCUUUCGCAAUGGAAAAAUCCUGAGGAAGGAUGCCGUCGCGAGCAGCAUCCAGAAGGUGCAGAAGAUCCUGCAGUGGUUUGAAGGCCAGAGUCAGUUACACUUUUAUGCAAGUUCCCUGCUGUUUGUAUAUGAGGGUGCGCCCCAGCUCGACGGCGGUGGCCUGGUAGGGAACGCAACACUCCCGGCUGUGGCUGCCCUGAAGGAAGGUAUCCCAGAAUGCAACAACAACAUCGGCGAGGUGGGCUCCCGGGAAAACGGGCAUGUGGCGGCGGCCCUGGACCAGGGUCUCUCCAACAUGUAUGUGCUGCACCAGAGGGGCUGCGGCCGGGACCACCGCGUCGACGUCUGCCUCCCGUGGACGUGCGCCGGCCAAGCCCCACCCGAGCAGCCCAACGGCAACAGCACGCGGCCGGACGCCGACGGCGGCCGACUGGAGUGCGACUCGGCGAAGUCGUGCGGCGAGGUGGAGGUCCGCAUGAUCGACUUCGCGCACGUCUUCCCCAGCACCACCCGUGACGAUGGCUACAUCUUUGGGCUGAAGAACCUGCUGUCUACGUUGCAACAGAUUCUAAACGAAUAAACAACGCUAAACGUGCCCCUCCCCCGAGCGAUGCAAUCUGCACUAACUUCUUUGUGCAUUACGCUGGCUUGUUCUAAACUGCUAGUAAAAGUCUAAAGUAUCCUACUCAGGUAAAUGAAUCAAUACUCACGUUAGUCAUCGCAAAAGAGCAGCGUAUUGCAGUUAUCAACAGUGCCUGUGUGCACGGUAUCUGGAAUUUUUUUUUCUGUAUUCUAUACUGCACAGCGAUUCUCAUAGAAAUAUUUAAUAGUAUACAAGUGAUUCCAGAUGACUUGCUAAAACUACUGAUUUUAUCAUUUUUUUUAAUGUAUAGAUAAUUUGUGUACUGAGAUUUUCACUAAAUGGAGGGUAUUUUAUUUUAGAUGUUUUUAUUUUUUACAUAAGGACAGUAACACUAUUUGUUUAAGAACUGGCUUAUUUUAAAAACAUUAUUGGUUAAUUACCAAACUGUACAUGUUUAAACGUCAUCUGAUGCAAGGUGGCUAAUGUUUUGGCGAUAACGGACUGUUGGAUGUUAUUUUUUUUCUUGUUUUUAUUUAUUUAUGAUGAUGAUUUUUUGCCCCUGUAAACUGCUCUGCCAAAGGAGCUGUCAUGUGACCAGGACCUAUAGGAAUAUAGCUAAAGAAGGUGUCUGAAGGUUCUGUCACACCAUGAGUGAAUGUGGUCCAGGUCUCUGCGUGUGACAGCAACACGUUCACCAUGCUGAAGGCCAGGGUCCUGCUCCGCUGGCCGCUAUUGGCCACAUUCACUGAUUGUGGGACCUGACUGUUGCCUUUUGUCUGGACAACUUUGUUUCCAAAAAAUAAUGUGAACUUCACAUGAAGACAACGUUUAAAAACUUGUCACUGUAAUCAUGCCUGUCUAUUUACCAGUGUCCUUAAAUCCCAUUUCUUAAUUGUACAUGAUGUUUCCCCCCCCCCCCCCUUUCAAAUUUUUAUCACCCCUCAUGCCAUAUUCCUGUAUCCUUCAUUAAGACAUGAACAUAUGUACUGCAACAAGUUAUUUACAAUAUGAUUUGCUCUUAAGGAAUUUAAAUGAAGUCCAGUUACCCAGAAAAUUAUAUUUCAUACAUUUGAAAGGAUAAAAAACACUACAGGGUUAUUUAAUGUAACGUUUAAAUCGUAAAGAUUGUAAAUCUUAGAUGGUUUUAGUCAAUGGCUUCCAGAAUGCUAUGCACCUUUGAACAUCCAUCCAUCCUCUAUAACCGCUUGUCUUAUGCAGGGUCAUGGAGGUCUGUAGCCUAUCCUCCCCCAGAACACACUGUAUUCUGACAUUUUGGGGGUCCUUCUCACAGCCGUGGAAGGUAUGCAUACAUGACUCUGACUCUUCACUUCUUUAUAUUUUGAUUUGCAAUGCGGAGUUCUGAAAGUAACUCCUUUACGAGAAAAAUUGUGACUGCAGCACAUCGUUCUUUGCAGCCAACGAGACGGCGUAGCCACUAUUCCAUUACUGUUUAAGAAACCUUUAUGCUAUGAUGAAAGAACAUACAGAGGAGAUUUGUUUUUUCUAAGUGUUUUUAAAUCCUCAGUGACAUGCUUCCAUGUUAUGGUGUCCAUUUCAAUUGACAGGCAUUUUGUCGAUCUACCUAAUAAUUACACUACUAGAAGUGAAACAAUUUCCACGAAUGGAUGGGUUGUCUCUGAAGAGCUGGCGUACUGUAUAACUUCUGUUGCAGCUCUUAGACACUGCUGUCGAAGAGGUAACUUAUGUGGCUAAGGGGACAAUACAGUAACUAAAUACUGUAAAUAUGCAGGGUCAUCUACUGCAGCUACAUUCAGUCAACUAUAUGCUGAUUUAUAGCAAUGUCAUUGAUAACUGAAAUAUCGCGUUUACAUUCCAUAUAUAUUUUGCUCGUUAAAGGUGUAUCAAUGUAGUGAAUAUUCAUGUUCAGGAAGCUAAUGUUUAUGGCGAAGUGGUGGGUAUGCGUUCCUCUGAUUUCUGUUGUUGUUGUUGUUUUCUAAUGCACUGAAACAAGUUAACCUGAAGUGUGAAAUCUCGUCCUCUUGCUGUGAACUAACCAAUGAUAUUUUCCUCUCCUGCGUGGCGGUUUUUUGUGGCAACGUUCGACGGAGUCGGAUUUUAGACUUUCGGGUAGCUGAGAAUGAAAUGUGAUGGACCUGGGCACUUUAAAUGCAUGGGACUCGACUGGAUUUUGCCGAAGGAACUGAGCACAUUAAGGCCGAACAAUGACUCGCAUAUUGUACCGAUAACCCUACGUGAGCUUGAACCUAGGUUAUCGUAACUGUAUUCAUUCCGUUAUCAAAUUUGGCAACGAUUUGUGGCUUCGCCUUGGAAUCUCCCAUUUCUUGGUGUUCUGGAAUAAGCAGCCCAGUAAUCUGACAUGACCCAUUUCCCUGCUUAUUGUCUCUCUGUUCCAACUGUGAAGGGUGAAUCCCAGAUCUGGUUUAAUACAUGCGUGCAAAUGCAGGGGAAGAUUCUUGUGUAGUAGCUUUUACUCUCUCGCUCUGUCUUCUGAUCACAUGAAAGGAACUACUUUUGUAAAUCAGAUAUAUAGAUAUAUAUAUAUAUAUAUAUAUAUAUAAUAUUUAGAUAAAGAUAAUACCUGUAUAUUUGGCAAAUUCAAAUUACUAAUAAAAUAUACUCCUGAUGGAA
This is a messenger RNA of Paramormyrops kingsleyae, 4691 nucleotides long. RefSeq names its product inositol polyphosphate multikinase b (gene ipmkb). Gene Ontology annotation, molecular function: inositol-1,4,5-trisphosphate 3-kinase activity; inositol tetrakisphosphate kinase activity. Gene Ontology annotation, cellular component: cytoplasm; nucleus. The record is from RefSeq and is a predicted model, not a curated record. Gene Ontology annotation, biological process: inositol phosphate biosynthetic process. Lineage: Eukaryota; Metazoa; Chordata; Actinopteri; Osteoglossiformes; Mormyridae.